CAUGACCCGAGUGUUUUUCCCUAUUUGCUAAAUCAGCCAGGUUCGAUGGUCAUAGCUCUUUCGCCAUGUUCCAGUCUCCACUCCAUCCCGAAGCGUAGUGCAGUGCUGCUGCCGUGGGUUCACCAAAACUAUACUAGCCGAAUCCAAUCUUCCGGGUUGGCCUGCCGAUCGACUAGCUAACCAACCGAGCCUGACACCAACGUUAACUUAGACGCACCGAUCGACCGCGCAUACUCCUCUUUGCCCAAGUCCGAUUUUAAUUAAUUAGCUGACGCAUGCUGCGCGACCCUGCUGCACAAAUAUAUUAACUAUAACCCCUCUUCAUUAUUCCAGGGCUCGAUACCGCGUACGCGCGCGCACGCUGGCUGGGCGCUGACGUAGACGCGAAAGGCGGGUGCCAUGUAUACAAUGUCCGACGACGAAUGGGAAGACGAUAAUGGCGCUUCUACAUCGUCGGUAUUACUGCCAGCAACACCUACGCUCGCGGAGAUGAUACAAGAGACUCGUAGCGAGUUGGAGAAAAGAAAAGCUAGUAGCAACUCUGGUGACCAAAGUGUGGGUGACGACAACGGUGCCCACAACGACGACGACGAGGACGAGGACGAGGAGGUUGAAACGGAUGAAGACCCCAUCCUAGAAGCCGGUUUGGCUGCCCUUGACCUUCUCUCUAAGGAUCCCGAACUGUGUCUGCAUCUUGCAUACCAACACCUGCAUGACGUUCCAUACAAGGAUGUGUUACCAUGCUGGAUGAGGCUGUACGUCGAUGCUGCACUAACAAUAGUACUCGAAGUUGUGGAGCGAAAUGUUGAGCCCAAAGAAGAACUGGAACAUCACGAAAAGCGUAAAGACGAGGAUUGGAUAACAAAAGUGGUACGACUCCUGGACAUGGCAUUGAUUCUCACGAGAGCUCCAAGAAGGGAGAAACUGGUCGGAAGGUGGUUCAGUGCCUUGGAAAGGUUUUUAGCAGAGAGAACGGAGAGAGAAGAAUCGGAUGUUAGCCCGGAACCGACAUGCGACCAUGCACAACAACCACCGUCCAAGAAACGCAAACUCGAUCCAUCCUCCUCCCCCUCUAGCUUCCCGGCUACCUUCCCAAGUACAAUGGUCGAUCCCAAACCAACGCUGAAACGACCGAUUCCUAUUGCUGAAUCCCCAUUCUCCCUUGUCCAAUUCCAAAAUCGAGUCUCAAGCCCAUUGACCUGCACUCCACUCAUCAUCCGCGGCGCGAUAGACCAUUGGCCCGCCCUUCACGAACGCCCCUGGAACUCUCCACAAUACCUCGUCGAAAAAACCCUAGGCGGUCGCAGACUCGUCCCCAUAGAACUCGGACGAAGCUACAACGACGAAGGAUGGGGGCAAAAGAUUAUAAGUUUCGGCGACUUUGUCAAGGAUUACAUGUUUUCCCACGACGACAAUGGGAACUCCGCCAACGACAGCAGCAGCAGCAACAACAACAAAAACGAUAAUCUACAACGAGGCUACCUAGCCCAACACGACCUCUUCGCCCAAAUCCCUUCCCUGCGCAACGACAUCUCCAUCCCAGACUACUGCUACGCGACCUUCCCACCGCACUCGCACUACCCGACGCCCGUCGAGCCCCUCCUCAACGCCUGGUUCGGCCCUAGCUCUACAAUCUCCCCCCUCCACACUGACCCUUACCACAACAUCCUCGCUCAGGUCGUGGGCUACAAGUAUAUCCGCCUCUACCCGCCUUGGGAGAGCGAGGCUUUGUAUCCGCGGGGCGUCGAGGAGGGCGGCGUCGAUAUGAGUAAUAAUAGUGGGGUGGAUUUGGAUGUUGCUAUGGGGGUUUGGAAGGAGGUUUCUUGUUUUUCUUGUGGGGAGGAGGGGGAGGAGAAGGCGGGUGCGCGGCCUUUUGGAGAGGAUGGCGGUCGUGUUGGUGGUGGCUUCGCUAAUGCGGAAACGCAGCUAGGUGAGGAAGCAGAAGAGGGGGGAAUUGAGGAGACGGAGCUCGAGGACGAUGAUGAUGAUGAUGAUGAUGAUGAUGAUGAUGAAGAAGAAAAAGAGGAAGAGGAAGAGACAACGCAAGAAGAAUACGAGCGGCGAUUCCCAAAGUUCAAGCGUGCGAGGUAUGUGGAAGGGAUCUUGGGGCCGGGAGAGUGCGUCUAUGUACCCAAAGGGUGGUGGCAUUAUGUGCGUAGUUUGAGCCCUAGCUUCAGUGUGAGCUUUUGGUUCUGAGGACCGGGAAGGGGAGGAGGAUGAGGUCUUCCGUAUCAUUAUUCACUCAGAUGGAGGGCGGCGGGUGAGCGAGCGAAAUAUCGCAAGAAAGCAAAGGGUUUGGCUAGAAUCAGUAGUUGAUAGAAGUGUACGAAUGGGAUUCAUUGAUAUUCAAGCUCGACCAUCUUGUCCUCACACUGAUAAGGAGAAGAGAUUAGCACAAGGCACAAAGACAGUCACAUUCCUUCAUUCCCAGCUUCAUCUUGAAUAUUUUUUAUGUUCCUAUUCAUAUUGGGUGUCGCUU
Messenger RNA from Periconia digitata, 2479 nucleotides. Lineage: Eukaryota; Fungi; Ascomycota; Dothideomycetes; Pleosporales; Periconiaceae. The record is from the annotation of a GenBank genome assembly.